Messenger RNA from Colletotrichum graminicola M1.001, 993 nucleotides. RefSeq names its product integral membrane protein DUF125. Gene Ontology annotation, cellular component: fungal-type vacuole membrane. Gene Ontology annotation, molecular function: manganese ion transmembrane transporter activity; iron ion transmembrane transporter activity. Gene Ontology annotation, biological process: intracellular manganese ion homeostasis. The transcript has 2 exons. Bases 1 to 993 code for a protein of 330 amino acids. The record is from RefSeq and is a predicted model, not a curated record. NCBI's taxonomy places the organism in Eukaryota, Fungi, Ascomycota, Sordariomycetes, Glomerellales, Glomerellaceae.
AUGGGCCUCGUCACAUUAAAAAACCUUCUCUUCGGUCGCACGCCGCCCCCCGCCCGGUCUAAGGCCGCCAUCGCUACCGACGAGCGCGCUGAAAGCACGAUGUCGGAUGAGACCAUCAUUGACGGCGGCGAGCUCGAGAGGCAACCCCUGCUGGGUCCCGGGGCCCGGACAGCGUCGACGGCGACCAUGGCGACGACGACCUCGGAAACCUCUUCCACCUCGACAGUGUCUCCCGAGGGCGAGUCUCGUCGCUUCCGCUUCGACGCCCGCGUCAUCUCCGACGCUACAAUUGGACUUUCAGACGGUCUGACAGUACCCUUCGCCCUCACGGCUGGGUUGUCUGCCCUGGGGCAGACAAAGGUCGUCAUCUUUGGUGGCAUGGCCGAGCUAAUUGCUGGGGCGAUAUCCAUGGGUCUGGGCGGUUACCUCGGAGCCAAGAGCGAAGCCGCCUCGUACAAGGAAACCCGCAACGAGUGCACCCGGCUGACCCGCGAGGACCCGGCUCUCGCCCGCGCCCAGGUCUUCGAGGUCCUCGAGCCCUACGGUUUACCCAAACAUACCCUCGAAGAGGUAACGGAUCACCUUUCCAUGUCGCCCCGCCUCAUCGACUUCCUCAUGCAUUUCCACCACUGCGAGCAGGAGCCCGCCUCGAACCGCGCCUUCGUCUCCGCCUUGACCAUUGCUGCGGGCUACUUGCUCGGUGGCCUAGUGCCGCUGUUCCCAUACUUCUUCGUCCCCGCCGAGGACGUCUAUCUCGCUCUCUACAUCUCCGUCGCCGUCAUGGCCGUUGCGCUGUUCGCAUUUGGCUACGUCAAGACGUGCAUCGUCUCAGGCUGGUCGGGCGUGCGGUGUGUGAGACAAGCUGUCGUCGGUGGGCUAGAGAUGGUUGUCGUCGGUGGUGCUGCUGCCGGCGCGGCCAUGGGGCUGGUGAAAGCCUUUGAUCAGCUGGCGCAAUCUGAGGAUAUGUCGGCAUUGAAGAGCAAGGUAUUCUGA